Messenger RNA from Aureobasidium subglaciale EXF-2481, 339 nucleotides. RefSeq lists its product as uncharacterized. Gene Ontology annotation, cellular component: mitochondrial outer membrane. The record is from RefSeq and is a predicted model, not a curated record. Gene Ontology annotation, biological process: mitochondrial outer membrane translocase complex assembly; protein insertion into mitochondrial outer membrane. The transcript has 2 exons. NCBI's taxonomy places the organism in Eukaryota, Fungi, Ascomycota, Dothideomycetes, Dothideales, Saccotheciaceae. Bases 1 to 339 code for a protein of 112 amino acids.
AUGUCAGAUCAAUCAUACGACAACAUCCCCCGGGCCACCUCAGAAUCGUCGGACGAACUCGACUCACUACCCUCAACCUCGGCCAGCACAACCUCAGUCUCCCCCUCGGAAGAAGAAUGGCAAUCAGACGCCGAAAGAGAAUGGAAAGAGUCAUUACAGCAGCUUGAGCUGCUUCUCACCAUGGUACUCGUGCCGUACUUGGGCAAAUACUUUGGCCGCAAGGCUGCCUAUUGGGGAUGGACAAAGUACAUGGAGUGGAACUACCCUGUCAAGAUCGAAAUCACGAAUCCCGGUCUCUUCAAGGGUAUCGGCGCCGUCGAAGCCGCUGCCUCUUUGUGA